UUUACAUCCUUACUGGGUAGCUUGCACAAACAAAUUGAUUUUUCUCCCAAACUAACUGUAGCUCCACUCUAACGUAUAAAUAAAUAUACAACAAAACUAAGGCGUGUAAGCGUUUUAUCAAACUCGACAAAUAAAGAUGACAACAUCUCAAGUUGACCAGAAACGUGCCCUAAUCAAGCUAAAGCAUGACUUGGAACCAUUUCGCAAUGCCAUUGUAAGUGGAUAUGGUGUUCUUACCUGGGAAAAACAAUACUAUGCCGGCGUCGUCUUUGGCGCCAUCAGUAUCAUAUAUUUGUUGCUAUGGUACAUGGAUUUGUCCUUCAUAACUCUAUUCUCAUUGCUGGCCUUAUUGGCAUUCUUCAUGGACUUUGUCAUUCCGAUGCUGUCGCGAUUGGUCUCUAAUGGUGGAAAUUGGGAUGGCGAACAGGAGGCUAAAUUUGAGGAAGUGUGUGGACAGCUAUAUAACAUUAAAUCAAGUAUCAUUGAUUGGUAUGAUUAUCUGUUCAAAGAGCGCAAGCCAACAAUGGUUGUGAUCAUUAUAAGCUUGGGCCUACUGGUUCUGGCUUGGAUUGGUGCCAUUAUCAACAAUCUUUUGCUCAUGUAUUGUGCUACUGUUCUGGUAGCCAUGUGGCCGGGGCUGAAUGAGAAGGAUGUGUUCAAGUCCCUUACCCAGAAGGCUUCUAAGAUAAUCAAUGAUAAAAUUCAAUAUGGCAAAAAGAAGCUGCAGUAAAUGGCUAACUUAUGUUUAUUAAAUUAUUACAUGGACUAUUAAAUAAAUCUCAUCAACACACAAACACUCACGUGCACACACACACAAUCCAGCGUAUUCGACGGAAACAAAAAACAAAGAAAACACAUUCGAAUAUAUAACACUAAGUCAUUUACUUUGCCAUCUCAUACAUACAUACAUCCUAAUCAAUAAAUAUAGUAUAUCGUAAAAUAUAA
This is a messenger RNA of Drosophila mojavensis, 945 nucleotides long. It is a transcript of the gene Arl6IP1, whose product is annotated as ADP-ribosylation factor-like protein 6-interacting protein 1. The transcript is spliced from 3 exons. The coding region runs from base 137 to 730 and encodes 197 amino acids. The record is from RefSeq and is a predicted model, not a curated record. NCBI's taxonomy places the organism in Eukaryota, Metazoa, Arthropoda, Insecta, Diptera, Drosophilidae.